Messenger RNA from Mercenaria mercenaria, 2809 nucleotides. Its product is annotated as probable tRNA (uracil-O(2)-)-methyltransferase. Gene Ontology annotation, molecular function: tRNA (uridine) methyltransferase activity; metal ion binding. The record is from RefSeq and is a predicted model, not a curated record. The coding region runs from base 129 to 2123 and encodes 664 amino acids. Lineage: Eukaryota; Metazoa; Mollusca; Bivalvia; Venerida; Veneridae. Gene Ontology annotation, biological process: tRNA methylation. The transcript has 10 exons.
UCUGCGCCCAUGAUGUUUUAACAUAUUUCAUUUCAAAAUUUCAUCAUUUAUUGAAAUAAACUCAAAUGUGAAAUGCUUUUGAUAAGUUCAUAGUAUUAUUCGUUUAAGGUACAACUAUAUGAGAAAUUAUGAGCGAAAACUUCAUUAAUUUUGAAGAGGAAUUGGCUGAAGAACCUUGCAGUGGUAGCAGUGAUGGGUUUGCAAAUGCUUUGACCGUUUGGUUGAAUAAACCCCAUGUGGUAAACAGACGUCUGUGUGGAUCUAGACUAGAAUAUUUUGAAAUUAUUUCAAAAGAACACUUUACUAUUGGAAAAGUAACUAACAUAAUUGAAAGAUAUGGUCUGGAACUGAAUGGUUUCUGUUUUGAUGAUAUAUUUAAAAGCCAAGGGUUUACAAAUGAUAAUUCUGUUGAUAUUGAUCUGAAACUUACAAAUGGUUGUAUCGAGGGUCUGGAUAGUUUAUCUGAUGAUGAGAUUGCUAUCAUUGUUCGUCAGCUGUUGCCAAAGCAACCAGAAAGACAUGCUAACAUUCCAGAAUUAGUUGUUUUUGACAAGUCACAAAAUAGUUGUACCUUUAUUCCACUGAAACUUGCAAAUGAUUCAGAAAGGAAAGUUCCAUUGGAAGUUCUGUAUUGCUUCAGAUUAGAGGACAAACUCAAGAAAAAGAUGUGUCUGUUUGCCAGUACAUCAGACUGCUCCACUGAUUCAGAAAGAAAGCUCUCACUGACUUGGAUAAAAAGUCUGCUUCUCCAGAAGCUUGCAAGAUGGAGUGAGCAGCCAAGUUUGAGAACUGGACUGGUUUCUCUGUUACUAGUCUCUGUUGAAGAUUACAGCAGACUGUAUAGUGAGCUGAAAAACAAAUAUGGCAUUCCACUGGCACAGAAAUGGCCAGAGAAAACAAAUGCACAGAAGUAUGUGUUUGAGGAUGUUGCCAUAGCAACCUACUUACUGUUGCUGUGGGAAGAUGAUAGAAAGAAGAAAGGAUUGACUAAGAAACAAUCUUUUGUAGAUCUUGGCUGUGGUAAUGGUCUGCUUGUACAUAUACUUGCUUCUGAAGGGCACCCGGGCUAUGGAAUAGAUGUGAGAAGAAGAAAGAUAUGGGAUCUGUAUGGACCAGAAACAAUACUUAAAGAAAUGACUAUUACACCUUCCACUGAGAGUGUGUUCCCUGACAGUGAUUGGUUGAUUGGAAACCAUAGUGAUGAAUUAACACCAUGGAUACCAGUAAUGGCUGCAAGAUCUUCCUACACUUGUAACUACUUUGUGUUGCCAUGCUGUAUGUGGGAUUUCAAUGCAAGAUAUAGUUUCACACAGAAGGUUGCAAAUGGUUCAGAAAACUCUGGUAAAUAUGGGCUGUAUCUUGACUUUGUCAAGUCGGUUGGAGAGAACUGCGGGUUCAAAGUGGAGGAGGAUAUGCUACGAAUACCUUCUACAAAAAGGGUAUGUUUUGUAGGAAAAGAGCGGACUUACCCUUUUUCUAACGAAGCUGAAAUUGAUGAAAAUCGUCGAAGCUACAUAACUUCUAGAUGUGAGCAGUACACCAAAGAUAUUUCCAGUCAAAUAUCUAAUUUAGACUUUACUGAAGAUAUUAAUCUUGAGACGGUCCCCGAUAGUCAGUGGGUGUCAGAUUUCACACCCAGAAGUAAAACGGAAAUAACGAAAAACUGCGUGACUGUUAAGAAAGAAACAAAAGAUUAUGUUACAAAAACAGUUUUUGACAAAUUGCUGACUUGUGAUAACAGUGAGGCUAAAGUAGGUCAAGAUGGCAGACGAUGGAAUAAAGGCGGGAAACUGCCAGUAGGUGACGUGGCUGCUAUGUUUGAGAAGGAAAUAUUACAGGAACUGAAGUCCGAAUGUGGGGGUCUUCAGACACUGUUGAGAAACAGUUGUCAUAUAUUUCAAGUAUCGGGAGGACUAGUUCAGCUCCGAGAUUUUACACUUGGAGAUCCGUUUGAGGGGAGGAGAAAACGGGGUAACGUAACAGAUAAGAACGACUUUUUGAAAACAACAUUGUGCUGGUUUCAUGAACACCAUCCAGAUGGUUGCCCCAGGACUGCAGACAUGUGUCUAUAUGCUCAUGGUGUAACUGAACUUAGACCUAAACCAUUAAAAGCAAAGACGUGACGGCUGACUGAGUCCAGACUCAGACUUAAUCUCUGUCAUUUGUCAGUCUUAAGGUAUUGCUGAGAAACGUACAAUCAGAGUCAAUAUCAAGUCAAGCUCCAUCUGAAAACGUUAGUCUGUGAUCGACCUAUGCUGAGAUCAGUCCUUAUCCAAAGACAACGCUGCAUACUAUGACAGGUCUUGAAAUGCAACCAUGGCUUUAAAGUAUAUCUCGGUAAAUGAAUUUAAGAUUAAUUGAAUACAAUUGUAAGUAGGCAAGACAGGGACUUUUAUGUAUAUUAAACGAUAGGAUUGUAAUUGACUGUGUUAUAUUCAUUGAUGUAGAAUGAGGUAAGAGUCAUAGCUUUUUAUAUUUGUUCCUAUAAAAAGCCAUCCAGCUGAGGUCGGUGGUUCUACCCAGGUGCCCGCUGGUGAUGAAAUAAUGCACGGAGGGGCACCUGGGGUCUUCCUCCACCAUUAAAAGCUGGAAAGUCGCCAUAUGACCUAUCAUGUGUCGGUGCGACGUUAAAUCCAAAAAAAUAAAAUAAAAAAUUCCAGUUCACACGUACAUUUUACUCAAUUGUGGCAGCUUUUGUGCUGUUAUAAAAAUCGUUUGAAAUCAUUUCAUGUGCAUUGAUUUGGUAUCGCGGUAACAUAAAAUUGCUUUGGUUUCCAGUUACUGCUGACAAUAACAUCAGUAAAAUGCA